AUGAGAAUAUUGUCCCACAUAAGAGUAUAUUUACCUAAACACAAACAUCAUAUUUAUGACUCCACCAAAGAGGCCCACCCUUCAACCACAUCGUCAAAUAGUUCUUCAUCUGGCUGUACCUCCAUAAUAUUUCCUGACGGAGUUUCUGCAGAAGAAUAUGGGUUACCCCCAAUAACCAAACUAGAAGAUGUUGAUACUUUACAAAGAUUUGAAGUGAUCAGAUAUUUAAACGGAUAUGGUAUAGAAUACGAUUCAAGCAUUCCUGAAGAAAGUUUAAGGAAACUUUUAAAAGACACAAUUGCAUUAGACAAACAAUUUAGUCUAAAGUGUAUAUAA
This is a messenger RNA of Candida tropicalis MYA-3404, 336 nucleotides long. RefSeq lists its product as uncharacterized. The coding region runs from base 1 to 336 and encodes 111 amino acids. NCBI's taxonomy places the organism in Eukaryota, Fungi, Ascomycota, Pichiomycetes, Serinales, Debaryomycetaceae. The record is from RefSeq and is a predicted model, not a curated record. The transcript has a single exon.